Messenger RNA from Trichoderma reesei QM6a, 1266 nucleotides. RefSeq lists its product as uncharacterized. The transcript has 2 exons. The record is from RefSeq and is a predicted model, not a curated record. Lineage: Eukaryota; Fungi; Ascomycota; Sordariomycetes; Hypocreales; Hypocreaceae. The coding region runs from base 1 to 1266 and encodes 421 amino acids. Gene Ontology annotation, molecular function: O-methyltransferase activity.
AUGUCUGCUCUUGAGAGCUUCCUCGCCGAAUUCACCCUCGUCCUGCAAGACGCCACUGCGAAACUCCAAGGCCCCCUCAGCGAUGAACGCAUCUCAACCAUCACUCCCUCCGAGACACUCCCCGAGAACAACAAGAAGCUAUGGGAUCUCCUCGCCCAAACCGUCAACAUGGCCGACCAAAUCGUCCACCUCCUCCAACCACCAGCCAUCCGCCUCGCAGAAACAUACCUAGCCUACCUCGACACCAAAGCCCUCGUCUCCGCCGUAACCCACAACAUCCCCGACCUCCUCACCAACCAAACCCCCCUCCCAACCGCCCUCCUCGCCCAAAAAGCCAACCUCCAACCCCUCCGCCUCAAGCAAAUCAUGCGCACCCUCCACCACAACGCAAACAUCUUCGCCUACGACCCCCUCACAGACACAUACUCCCACAACGAAGCCUCCCUCCUCCUGCAGAAGCACCACUGGACCCAAUGGCACCGCUGGGUCACCCUCUACGGCGAGGAAUUCUACGACGCCGCCCGCGCCCUCCCGCAGGCCAUCACGGCAGAUGAAUCCCGCAGCGCCGCCCAGAUCGCAUAUGGCACCGACAAGCCCAUCUUCACGUACUUUGCCGAACAAGAAGGGCUCCAGGAGAAAUUCCACAAGGCCCUCGGCGCAGGAGCCGUCGCUCAGGCUCCCGGCAUGCUGGCAGACUACAACUGGGCAGAGCUCGGCGAUGCCGUCGUAUGUGACAUUGGUGCCGGCGGAGGAGACUUCAUCGCUGCCCUCCUGCGCAAGUAUCCUCGCUUGAAAGGCGCCGUCUUCGAGAUCCAGCCCGUAGUCGACAUGCUCAAGCCAAAGUUUGACAGCACCACCCCGGACGGCAUCUUCAACGACAUCGCGGACCGCAUGACACAGCUCCACGCAGGCGACUUCCUCACCAGCAUACCUACGUACGAAGUCUACACCAUCAAGUGGUGCCUCCACAACUGGACAGACGCCGACGUCCUCAAGAUCCUUGCCAACGUCCGUCGCGCCAUCAAACUCACCCCGCGCGCGCGAUUGGUCGUCAUCGAGUCUGUGCUCAAGGAAGGCCGCAGCUCGCGCGUCUGGAGGUAUGGCGAUCUGACCAUGAUGUCCACCGUCAACGGGCUGGAGCGGACCGAGGCGGAAUGGAGGAAGCUUGCGGGACAGGCAGGCUGGGUCGUCAAGGACAUCGUGCCUCUGCGGCAUGCUUGGGCUGCGGCUAUCGACUUGAGGCCCUUCUUUACCGUAUCCAUGUAG